AAAAUGUUAGAUCAUGCUACCCCUAAUUUGAGGAGAGCUCAAUUGAGGUCUUUGUCAGGGUAAACCAAACGACACCGUUCGGCUAGACAAAAAAACUGGAGGUUAAACCCCAAAACCACUAGAUUGAUCAAGGGAGAUGGGAAAAGCGGAGAGAGAGCGUCUGAAUCAAAGUCUGAGUGGGCACCUCAACACCAUCCAUGAGACCCUCCAGGUUUUCGAUCAGACACCAGCUUCAUCACUUGAUAAACUGACCUGGGAUGUUGUUGUUAAAAUGGGCGAUCAAGUCUCCAAGCAAGCUACUAUUGCUGGAAUGCUCUGGACUGGGGAAACACCAGAAGCUAAAGCGGUUGAGGAAAACAUGGCAACCUACUUCAAUACGCUCCAGGGUUUGCUUCUGCUUUCUCAUGGAAAUAUGGUAGGUGCAGGACCUACUCUUGCAUCUGCUAUCCAUUCAUCCAUUAAGCAAGUUGUUGAAUGCAGUUUUAAGUUGAUGAUGGAAACUGUCUCCUCAUUUGCAGGAUCUCGAAAUAAAGACCUCAAACCUUUAGUCCCACAAUUAGUUGGUGCAGUAUGGGAAGCAUGCACUGCUCUUAAGAAGACUCCUGCUUCAAAUAUCACAGCGAUUGGGCGAGCAAUGACACAGGUUGCAGUUUCAGUGAAGGAUGUUCUUCGAGAGAUGGAGGAGCUCAAGCCAGUAUCCUCCAAUCAGACAGAAGAAGCUUCCAAUGAUGAUGCUUCUCAUGCAGAAACUAGACUCGGUGACAAUGAUAGUCUGAGUGAUGACCUAGGCAAUGACCUGUCACCUGAAGAGAUGGAAGUUGCUCAAUCAGCAAUUGGGGUUGUGUCUGAGACAGUUGUACUCAUAAAAGAACUUAUCCGCACCAUCACUGGUUUGCUUAAGCAAGAAAAGCCUGAAGACAUCGGCAAUUUUGUGGACACUCUGGAGAAGUUAUUGAAGCUGUGCCAAGAGAUUGGAGUGCAGAUUGAUGAGCUUGGGGCCUGUCUUUAUCCCCCGCAAGAAUUUCCAGCUAUGAAGGCAGCUUUGGAGAAAUUUUCUAGUGCUAUUGACAAAGUGUGGACAGAGAUAGAAAGUUUGACAAGCUCUUCAGAAGCUGCUUUCCAGGCAUGCAAUGAUUUGAAAAGGUCAUUGAAACAAAUGGAAGCUACACUGGUUGCUGUAGUUCUAGUGAUAUAGAAUUCAUGAUGCAGAAUGUCGCUCUAAGCUGUUAAGAGGGAUGGGGGAACUCGCUCAGAGUUUGUUUCUGAACUAGACUUGUCCAACACGAUGUUUGUAAUAUGCAAAUCGAACAUUAUAAAUAUCUUAAUGGACAACAAAGGCAUUGAAAACCGCAGUUGUUACUAACUUUACUUUGUUGCUCAAGCAAUCGUGUAUAUGCAUCCCAAGAUGAUAAAACUUGAUAAUUUAUAUUUAUUUUAUCUUUUUAUCUUA
Populus nigra (black poplar) is the source of this 1450-nucleotide messenger RNA. RefSeq lists its product as uncharacterized. The record is from RefSeq and is a predicted model, not a curated record. Gene Ontology annotation, cellular component: nucleus. Gene Ontology annotation, biological process: regulation of cell cycle. The transcript has 4 exons. Bases 137 to 1195 code for a protein of 352 amino acids. Lineage: Eukaryota; Viridiplantae; Streptophyta; Magnoliopsida; Malpighiales; Salicaceae.